Molecule: messenger RNA, 1093 nt
Organism: Galendromus occidentalis (western predatory mite)
Lineage: Eukaryota; Metazoa; Arthropoda; Arachnida; Mesostigmata; Phytoseiidae
Product: adhesive plaque matrix protein
Exons: 2
Coding region: 27-1025 (332 amino acids)
Source: RefSeq, a predicted model, not a curated record
GCAGUGGCCUUCUUGACCGUUGAAUCAUGAGGCUCUUCCUAGUGAGCAGUCUCUUGUUGAUAGGCCUGGCCGCCACCGCGUUGGCCACGGUUCACGAGGAUUUAGAUAAGCUCUUCAAGAAAGACAAGGACGACGAUUACGACGAUGAUGAUUAUGAUGAUGAGGCCUACCCACCGAUCCUUCCCUUGUACGGCGGCGCAGCUUAUGGAGGAUACGCACCGCCAUACGGCGCAGCAGACUAUGGUGCUGCACCCUACGGACUUCCUGCAUACGGUCUAGCGCCGGCUGGUUACGGCGCCGGUCUAACUCUGGUACCCUUGCCCGAGAAGAAACUCAAGAAACUCAAACCCAAGAAGGGCAAGAAGCUGAAAAAGACCAAGAAGACUUCUUUCAUAACUGUGUACGCACCUCCGUACGGAGCACCACCACCCUACGGGGCGCCACCCCCACUAGUCGCUCCACCUCCCUACGGAGCGGCACCCGCCUAUGGAGCGCCGCCCGCCUACGGGGCAUUACCAGCGUACGCGGCGUUGCCAGCCUACGGAGCAUUACCAGCCUACGGAGCGUUGCCAGCCUACGGAGCGUUGCCAGCCUACGGAGCAUUGCCGGCCUACGGCGCACCACCAGCCUACGGCGCAGCACCGGCCUACGCACCAGCACCAGCACCAGCAUACGCAGGAGGCUACGGUGGGUUGGCUUACGGCGGAGCUGCUUACGGAGGAGGCUACGGCGGAGACUCUUAUGGAGCUCCUUAUGGGGGCGACUAUGACUCUUUCGGGGUCGCUAAGAGCUACCCGGCCAAAAGUAGCGCGUACGGAGCCGCGAAAGGCUACGGAGGGGGGUCGAAAAGCCACGCUGGUGGAUCUUAUAGUGGCGGCGCUGCGAAGUACGCCGGAGCGAGCUACUCCGGUAAUGCAGCGAGUUACGGUAAAUCGAGAGGGGGCGACGUCUAUUUUCCCGUUGGGAGCUCGAAAAUCAUUCCCUAUCGCUCCCUCGAGGUACUGAAGUGUCGACUUUUCUUCUAGGUGGAGCAGCGUACUGAGCCAGACAUCGGGAAAAUCAUUUCGAAAUUGAAUAAACGUGGAAACUGUGA